Messenger RNA from Malus domestica (apple), 3372 nucleotides. RefSeq names its product receptor protein kinase CLAVATA1. Gene Ontology annotation, molecular function: protein binding; ATP binding; protein kinase activity. NCBI's taxonomy places the organism in Eukaryota, Viridiplantae, Streptophyta, Magnoliopsida, Rosales, Rosaceae. The record is from RefSeq and is a predicted model, not a curated record. Gene Ontology annotation, biological process: protein phosphorylation.
AGCUUAUUAGCUAUGAAGAAUUGGAGCCAGCCUCUCUCUCUCAUCCAAUUUUUCCCUUUUUUUAAUUUCCCGUCCUCUUCGUCUCUGAUUCUGUCCUCCACAUUGCGCAUUUGCAUAUAUACCAGUAAACGCUACCUCUAAAACAAAGAACUGAAAAAACGAAAAUUACUUAAUUGAUUAUGGUAACCUCCAGUCCCCGCCGAAUUCUCCCCCUUUGUUUCGUCGUUUUACUGCUUUGCUCCGCCCCCUGCGGCGGACACCGCGACCUCGAUGCGCUGUUGAAGCUCAAGGCCGCAAUGGUCGGCCCCAAAGGUUCUGGGCUCGAGGACUGGAACUCUUCGUCCUCGCACUGCUUCUUUUCUGGUGUUUUAUGCGACCGCGACUCCAGAGUCGUUGCUCUCAAUGUUUCGAAUAUUCCCCUGUUCGGCACGAUUCCGGCGGCGAUUGGGCUGCUGGACAAGCUCGUCAACCUCGAAAUUACCGACGACAACUUGACCGGGAGGCUUCCGGCCGAGAUGGCCAACCUCACCUCUCUCAAGCAUCUGAACAUCUCCAACAACGCGUUCAGCGGCAGCUUCCCCGGCGAAAUCGUGCUCGGGAUGACGGACCUUGAAGUCCUCGAUGCCUACAACAACAACUUCAAUGGGACACUUCCCAUUCAGCUCGUCAGUCUCAAAAACAUCAAGCACCUCCAUCUUGGCGGGAACUACAUCACCGGCGAAAUUCCCGAGGAUUACUCGGAGAUACAGAGCUUGGAGUAUUUGGGACUCAACGGUAAUUUGCUCACCGGAAAGUUACCGGCGAGCUUAAGUAGGUUGAAGAAUCUCAGGGAAAUGUACGUAGGGUACUAUAACAGUUACGACGGCGGAAUUCCGCCGGAGUUGGGGUCGGUGAGCUCGCUGCAAGUCCUCGACAUGAGCAGCUGCAACCUCGUGGGUCCCAUCCCCACCACUCUCAGCCUUUUGAAACACUUGCACUCUCUUUUUUUGCAGGUGAACCGCCUCAGCGGCAGCAUUCCGCCGCAGCUCUCGGCGUUGAACAUGCUCAUGUCUCUGGAUCUCUCCAUCAACGAGCUCACCGGAGAGAUACCUGAGAGCUUCUCGGAGCUCAAGAACCUCACGCUGGUCAAUCUGUACAAGAACAAUCUCUACGGUCCGAUUCCAAAGUUCGUAGGCGAUUUUCCUCAUCUCGAGGUGCUUCAAAUUUGGGAGAACAACUUCACAUUCGAGCUGCCGGAGAACCUCGGCCGGAACGGCAGGCUGAAGGACCUCGAUGUCACCGGAAACCACCUCACCGGGCUGAUUCCGCGGGAUUUGUGCAAAGGAGGUAAUUUGAAAACGGCAAUUCUAAUGGAAAAUCACUUUUUCGGGCCGAUUCCCGAGGAACUCGGGCUGUGCAAUUCGCUGGUGAAAAUCCGAAUGAUGAAGAACACACUCACCGGGACGAUUCCAGCUGGGAUAUUCAGUUUGCCCAAUUUGAUCAUGAUCGAGCUAAACGACAAUUUCUUGUCCGGCGAAUUGCCACAGCAAAUUUCUGGGGGCAAUAUUGGAAUCCUCACACUUUCGGGAAAUCACAUUUCCGGGAAAAUUCCGCCGGCGAUUGGUAAUCUCAAGAGUCUGCAAACUCUUUCCCUGGAGAUGAACAGAUUUUCCGGUGAAAUUCCGACGGAAAUUUUUUAUUUAAAGUUGCUAUCAAAGAUCAAUAUCAGCGCCAACAACCUCAGCAGCGACAUUUCAGAGUCCAUUUCCCGCUGUUCCUCCCUGACGUCCGUUGAUCUCAGUGGAAACAAUUUGGUUGGCGAAAUCCCGAGAGGAAUUGCGAAGCUGAAAGUCCUGAGCAUUCUCAAUUUCUCCAGAAACCAACUCACCGGAGAAAUUCCCGCCGAAAUGAGAUCCAUGACGAGCCUCACGACUCUCGACCUCUCCAACAACAAUUUCGUCGGCAGGCUCCCAACCGGCGGACAGUUUCUGGUCUUCAACGACACGUCGUUUGCGGGAAACCCCUAUCUUUGCUCCCCGCGCCGCGUCCAGUGUCCGUCGUUCCAUAGCCGCAAACCGUUCGCUACCUCCAAGAUCGCUCUUAUCGUCAUCGGACUCUGUACGAUUCUGUUAUUCUUGUUCAUAACGGCUUACCGGAUGAGUAAGAGUGAAAUCCAGAAAUCUUUGGUGUGGCGUCUCACCGCCUUCCAGCGCCUCGAUUUCGGAGCAGAGGACGUCCUCGAGUGCCUUAAAGAAGAGAACAUCAUAGGGAAAGGCGGCGCCGGGAUCGUGUACCGCGGGUCGAUGCCGGACGGCGUUGACGUGGCGAUCAAACGGUUAGUCGGGCGAGGAACCGGGCGAAACGACCACGGUUUCUCGGCCGAGAUAAAGACUCUGGGAAGAAUCCGGCACCGGAAUAUCGUGAGGCUGUUGGGGUACGUGUCGAACAAGGACACGAAUCUGCUGCUGUACGAGUACAUGCCAAAUGGGAGCUUGGGGGAGCUGCUGCAUGGGCCGAAAGGGGGGCAUUUGCAGUGGGAGAGGAGGUACAGGAUCGCCGUCGAGGCUGCCAAGGGGCUGUGUUAUCUCCACCACGACUGUUCGCCGCUGAUUAUUCACAGGGACGUUAAGUCCAAUAAUAUUUUGCUGGACUCGGAUUUGGAAGCCCACGUUGCGGAUUUUGGGCUCGCUAAGUUUUUGCAGGAUGCUGGGGCGUCCGAGUGCAUGUCUUCCGUUGCUGGGUCCUAUGGUUACAUUGCCCCAGAGUACGCCUACACAUUGAAAGUGGACGAAAAAAGCGACGUGUACAGCUUCGGCGUGGUGCUGCUGGAGUUAAUAGCAGGGAGGAAGCCGGUGGGAGAAUUCGGAGACGGGGUGGACAUAGUAAGAUGGGUGAGGAAGACAACAUCGGAGCUCUCUCAGCCAUCUGAUGCAGCGUCGGUACUGGCGGUGGUCGACCACAGGCUCUCCGGGUACCCACUGGCAGGCGUGGUACACCUGUUCAAGAUUGCCAUGAUGAGCGUAGAGGAUGAGAGCUCCGCCAGGCCAACGAUGAGGGAAGUGGUGCACAUGCUCACCAAUCCUCCGCCCGCGGCUCCAACUCCGAGCCUGCUUAACCUUUGAUUCGAUAAUCUUCUGGAUCAAUGUUUUUGAGUAAAUAAAAGCGCAGCACCCGAAAGUGAAAUAAUUAUGUGCAAAAGAUAAACAAGUAGUCGAUUUUUGCUUCAUCGUUGUAAAUGUAUCGUUUUACGUUUUGUUGUUGUAAUGUAAUGUGAUUUUGGUUAUUUGUUCUUUGGGUUUAAGUUCUAUGUUGUUACGUAGUUACGUUAGAACCAACAAAUUAGCGUUUUCUCGGCUCUUAUAUUCUUCUAAUACAAUGAUAUAUCGUUCUAAA